This is a messenger RNA of Patiria miniata (bat star), 1759 nucleotides long. RefSeq names its product profilin-like. The record is from RefSeq and is a predicted model, not a curated record. Gene Ontology annotation, molecular function: actin monomer binding. Gene Ontology annotation, cellular component: cell cortex. The transcript has 3 exons. NCBI's taxonomy places the organism in Eukaryota, Metazoa, Echinodermata, Asteroidea, Valvatida, Asterinidae. The coding region runs from base 249 to 824 and encodes 191 amino acids.
GUGAUUUGCAUUUCAAAGAUCACAGUCAAUGCUUUUAAAAGUCGUUCAACCUUGAAUUGUACAGAUAUUCAUAAUAUUUUGUGGUGUGUUGAACGCCCAACGUAAGAGAAGUGUUGACCUACCGUCUGUACCACACCGCACCCCAUAAUCGUUAGACUGCACAGUGUUAUUACCUCCGACAGCGAAGGGAUCCUACACAUUCGAUUGUCGUCACAGAUUCACGUGUUUCUGCCUUGAUAACUGACAAGAUGUUUGGUCUGAAGUCUUUGCUCCUGUUUUCCUUGUUCAUCAAUGUCUUGGUGAGCGGGUACCAGGGAGAGCAGCGUAACUCUCUGGAGGACCUCAUGAGGCGUGUUCUUGAUCGACUCGAAGCACAACGCCACGAACGAGCCCGCCAAAGUGCAUCGUGGGAUUCAUACAUCGAUAAUCUGAUCGCCCAGUCUAAAGAUGCAAGUGGCACCACCCACGUUGACAAAGCGUGCAUCAUUGGUCUGGACGGAGGAGCCCAAUGGACGACCGAUAAUCACCCCAACGCCUUGAAGUUGACUCAGACGGAGAGAACCCACAUCGCCUCUGCAUUCAAAAGCAAAAAUUUCACUCCGUUUAUGACCGACGGGAUCACAGCUGAAGGAACCAAGUACAACUUCCUUCGAGAAGAAGAUGGGAAAAAAGUGUAUGCCAAGAUAAGAGGGCAGGGCGCCCUCAGUCUUCAGGUGUCCAAAACGGCCAUCGUGAUCGCUCACUGCCCAGAGGGCCUGCAGCAGGGGAAUGCCAACAAGGCUGUGGGAGUUAUCGCCGAGUAUUUGGAAUCCUUGGGAAUGUAAACGUUUUCAUUCAACUCACCACUGUAUUUUUCUCUUUGAUUAGUUUGUUAUAGUAGAAUUAAAAUACUUAUUAUUGGGUUUAUUGACUUGUGGGUCCGUGGCAUUGCUGUAUAAUAGAAAGCACUGAUAGUAGUUGGUAGCCGUUGAUAAGUGCUCCAUUAUUUACCUCAGAUUUUAUUAUUUUAAGUACGAACAAAAGUUCGUCACAGGCUGAAGGCAUUAUUUUGUCCCUUUUGGAGUUGCAUUAUUACUACGUGUUGGUGAUGUACUAAAUUCUUUCUUUUUUACGGUAAUUGCAUUCUGCUUAUGAUAUUAAAGUAGUUUUUGGGAUUAGCUAGGUGAUAUAUCUACUAACGUACUUGUAAGCGUAUUCUUAACUUGGUUCAGACACAUCUUUGAUUUUAUGGAAAAAAACAACUGCGCAAAGAAAACUGUAGCUCGUAAUUAUUUGUCUUUAUCAUUAAUCAUAGAAUUGAUUGAUCCUACAAAAGAAAUACAUGCGCAACGGCCUAACAAACGUUUUGUUGUUAUUUGGGCAAUGUGAAAAUAAAUCAGUGACAAAUUUUGUGAUGAUAAUUUCACCACUGACUUUGCCUAAAGAGCGUCAUGACUACUGUAUUUAAGCAAAACUAAAUUGGCUGCUAAACAAUGUGGCGGGUGUUCUUUGAAACAUGUUACCGAGAUGAAGUAAUAAGAUGAAGUAAAUAAUCAGUAACGCGGAGGUAGAAUAAUAGAUGAUGUUUAGGUAGCUACAUAUUGUUUAUUUAAAUGGGUUUUUUUUUAAAUUGAUCAAAAAUAAUUAAUUGUGUGGCACUUUUGAGGUAAAAACUGCAUUGUUUUCUCGUUUGUAGGCUUUCAAUCGGCUUCCAAUAAACUUUUGUUUUUAUCUUUGAACUGAGACGAACAUUUACCUGAACUUGAUAAAUCAUUGUGCG